CACUAGGCAAAGGCAACAGACGUACGUACAGAUACAGCAGACGAGAGCUGCGAGGCUCGACGGACGACGGUGUUUUUGCUCUCUAGCUUCUCCUCCGCUCGCUUGUACGUAGGGGCCGGGUACGCGCGGUUGGAUGGCGGCAGGUACACAGCCGUCGUCCAGAGCAGCUUCCGGAGUUGUCCUCCUCCUCGCCGUCCUCCUCGCAGAGCAAGUGCUGGCGGCGGAGGCCUUGUCCAUCGGAGUCAACUACGGGCAGAUCGCCAACAACCUCCCUUCGCCAGCACGGGUGUCCUCGCUGCUCCGCUCACUCAAGAUCAGCAAGGUGAAGCUCUACGACGCCGACCCCCGCGUCCUGCACGCGUUCCUCGGCACGGGCGUCGAGUUCGUGGUCGGCAUCGGCAACGAGCACGUCCCGGCGAUGGUGAGUCCCGCCGCGGCGCAGGCGUGGCUCCGGCAGCACGUGGCGCCGCACCUCCGCGCCGGCGCGCGCAUCACCUGCAUCACCGUCGGCAACGAGGUGUUCAAGGGCAACGACACGGUCCUGCAGGACAGCCUCCUCCCAGCCAUGCACUCCGUGCACGAGGCGCUCGGCACGCUCGGCCUGCAGGGACGCGUGAACGUCACCACCGCGCACUCGCUGGACAUCAUGGGCGCCUCCUACCCUCCCUCCGCCGGCGCGUUCCACCCGGGUGCCGUCUCGCACCUGCGGCCGUUCCUCAGCUUCCUGUCCGCUACGAGGGCCCCGUUCCUCAUCAACUGCUACCCGUUCUUCGCCUACAAGGACGACCCGGCGCGCGUGCCGCUGGACUACGUGCUCUUCCAGCCCAACGCUGGCGUCACCGAUCCCAACACCGGGCUCAACUACGACAACAUGCUCUACGCGCAGGUGGACGCCGUGUACACCGCCAUCCAGGCCAUGGGGCACACGGACAUCCACGUCAAGGUCUCCGAGACGGGAUGGCCGUCCCGGGGCGACCCCGACGAGCACGGCGCCACGCCAGAGCACGCCGGGACCUACAUUGGGAACCUCCUGAGGAGGAUCGAGAUGAAGCAAGGCACACCGUUGAGGCCGGCGGUGCCCAUCGACGUCUAUGUCUUCGCGCUCUUCAACGAGAACCUCAAGCCUGGGCCUGCGUCGGAGCGCAACUACGGGCUGUUCUACCCCGACGGCAGGCCGGUUUACAACGUUGGCCUGCGCGGCUACCUCCCGCCCAUGGCGGAUUCACAAGGAACACGGCAGGUGAUUCAUCUGCUAAUCCUUAUCGCCAUGGCGUCAGUCGCCUUCGCAUUGUCAUGACAGCAUCCAUCAGCAAUCAGCUACCGUGAUUGCCCAGAGCUGAACUGGGUCACUGAACUGACGUAUUUACGCAAUACGAUCCAGUGCAAUUUGGAUGUAUUCUGGUGGCGUUGGGGAUUUGCUUCAUACUCGGAUCAGUUUAGAUCUAACUGAAGCUUGGACGUCAUAACUCAAUAAGCUUGGACGUCAUCGACUUCAAACAUAAUUCUUACUUUGUCCCUUCGAGGGAGAAACAGUCACACGGACAGGAAGCGUUUAUGGAUCGAUGAUAGUUAGCGAAUGAUCCGUACAUUAAAUUUCUUGGGUAAACAAAUUCAAUUGUAUUGUUUCUGAUGUUCAAGUCUGGACACAUCUUUAUGCGAUCUUUAGUCAUUCGUAUGAUGCAAUACACAUACUCUGAUGCUACUGCUUGCUACU
Lolium rigidum is the source of this 1714-nucleotide messenger RNA. RefSeq names its product glucan endo-1,3-beta-glucosidase 14-like. Gene Ontology annotation, molecular function: hydrolase activity, hydrolyzing O-glycosyl compounds. The transcript has 3 exons. Gene Ontology annotation, cellular component: plasma membrane. The coding region runs from base 134 to 1297 and encodes 387 amino acids. NCBI's taxonomy places the organism in Eukaryota, Viridiplantae, Streptophyta, Magnoliopsida, Poales, Poaceae. The record is from RefSeq and is a predicted model, not a curated record. Gene Ontology annotation, biological process: carbohydrate metabolic process.